AUGCUUCCGUUGUUUGUUGCCUUGAAGAAUGAUGGCAGAUCUUGUGAAAUAAUAGACCCAUCACUUAAUUAUUCAUGUUCCAGCAUUUUCCAACUUUCUUCUGACCCUAUUUCUAUCGAUUUCUUCAAGGAUGGGUGGUUACUUAUAUCUGUUGGUUCUAAAAGAAUGUUAAAGUACUUCAAUCCCUUCUCAAGAGUGAGUUGGGAUUUUCCUACUGUUGGUAUUAGUAACUUUUCAUGCAUCGGGUUCUCAACAUACCCUACUUCUACUGAUUGUGUCACGGUUGCAAUUGCUUAUUACCAUAAUGCAAUAGUGAUCUAUCAUAUUAAAUAUGGGGAUGAAUUAUGGGAUAGUUUUGAGUUCCCCAUUAAUGAUAAUGAUGAUGGACUUAGAUUUUUCUUCGGAACAAACAGCCCAAUUUAUUUAGCAGGAACAUUCUAUGUUCUUGACAAGAUUGGAAAUCUUGGAGCAUUUACAUUAGUAGAUGGUAAAGGGAGUUGGAGGGUUUACAAAAGGCCGUAUAUAUGGCACAGUGACUAUAGUAGGGCCUAUUUGGUUAAGAGUGAUGGAGAGCUGUAUUUUGUGUUUAUUCAUGGUUUUGUAGGAGAUAGGAUUGAAGUGUUCAAGUUCAAUCUUCUCGAGGAAAAUUGUUCUGAAGUUAAAAGCCUUGGAAACCAUAGCUUUUUCUUAAGUUAUGCAUCAUCAUUUUCAGUAGAAAUUACAGAGGCUGGAAUGCAGAAUAGGAUCUAUCUUUCAAGGCUCAAAGGGAAUAGUAUACUUUUCUACUCGCUAGAGACUGGUAAGUAUCAUGUUUUGGGGAGUGAAGAAACCAUGGAAGACAUUUUUGGUACACAGGAACCGUUGCGGUGUUGUUGGCUUUAA
Molecule: messenger RNA, 882 nt
Organism: Chenopodium quinoa (quinoa)
Lineage: Eukaryota; Viridiplantae; Streptophyta; Magnoliopsida; Caryophyllales; Amaranthaceae
Product: F-box protein At4g00893-like
Exons: 1
Coding region: 1-882 (293 amino acids)
Source: RefSeq, a predicted model, not a curated record